Pygocentrus nattereri (red-bellied piranha) is the source of this 4340-nucleotide messenger RNA. It is a transcript of the gene tjp3, whose product is annotated as tight junction protein 3. NCBI's taxonomy places the organism in Eukaryota, Metazoa, Chordata, Actinopteri, Characiformes, Serrasalmidae. Bases 231 to 4049 code for a protein of 1272 amino acids. Gene Ontology annotation, cellular component: plasma membrane; bicellular tight junction. Gene Ontology annotation, biological process: cell-cell adhesion; cell-cell junction organization; protein localization to cell-cell junction. Gene Ontology annotation, molecular function: cell adhesion molecule binding. The transcript has 31 exons. The record is from RefSeq and is a predicted model, not a curated record.
CAGGUGCUUUCUGUGUUUUUCACAGACAAAUACUCUGAUUGGCCUGGGUCUUCGCCUGGAUUUGAAAGAAAUCAUUGUAACGCAGAUAAUCUGCUUUUGCUUGAGCAAAUAUGCACGUUUUUUUCUCUAGAGAUAUCCGUAAUGUUCUUCUGUGGAUCUGAUAGUGGAGUGUAGGCUUCGCCACAGAGGUCACAGGUGUUUCUCUCGGGGCAUAACGUGGAGUGAGGGAAAUGGAGGUGAGGUUCAAAGACCUGAAAACCGUCAUGGAGGAAAUGACGAUAUGGGAGCAGCACACUGUAACGCUCACCAAAGACCCUAAGGUGGGCUUCGGCUUUGCUAUCUCUGGUGGGAGGGACAAGCCAAACCCAGUCAAUGGGGACACAGCAGUGGUCAUCUCAGACGUGGUGCCAACAGGCCCGGCUAUGGGCAGACUGCAGACGCGGGAUCAUAUAGUGAUGGUGAACGGAGUGUCCAUGGAGAACUCCACCUCACUCUACACCAUCCAGCACCUCAAGAGCUGCGGCAAAACAGCCAACAUCACUGUGAAAAGGCCACGCACGAUUCAGAUUCCAGCCAGCAACAGACCCACACGUGCUGCCUCACAGUCUAACCUGCUGGACAAUGACCGCUACGAACGGAGACCUCGACGAGGGUCAGACUCCGAGUACGAUCGACGCCCCCGCAGUGUCACACCAGAACGCAACGGGCAUGACCUGCCUCUUAUGUCCGGCUUCAAGAGGCUGCCCAAUCAGGACAUUACAGAGAAACCCAUCAGAACCACACUGAUCAAGAAGAAGCCCACAGACGAGUAUGGAAUGAAGCUAGGGAGUCAGAUUUUUAUCAAACACCUGUCUGCCACCGGCCUGGCUGCUAAAGAAGGCACCCUGCAGGAGGGCGAUCUCGUCCUGAAGAUUAAUGGAAUGACCACAGAGAACCUCUCCCUGCUGGAGACCAAGCACCUGGUAGAGAAGUCCAGAGGUAAACUGACAAUGCUGGUUUUGAGGGACAAAAGAAAGUUUCUGGUCAGUAUCCCUGAGGUGGAGGACAGCCCUGAGAACAGCGCAGAUGAGAGACGCAGGGGUAGCAGCUCUGAACUGGAAGAAAUUUCUGAUCUGGAUACUGACGAUCGACCAAAUAGAGCAUCUCGUCCAGCGACGCGAGAGCGGCGCACACGCAGAAACAGAGAGGCUGCUCCUCACACUAAAGCUCGUGACUCUCCACCACUGCGCUCCACCCUGACACGACCGCCUGCCCAAGCCAAGCCUACACGCAGAGUUUCGUCCGAGUCAGAAUCUGACCGCAGCAACUCUCCUCCUCCGUCUAAACACGACACCCUUGAAAACAGAGACCGAUACAGGGUGCUCUCAGGAGUCUCCGCACUGCCGAAUCCUCGAUCUUCUCCUGUCCCUUACAACUGGGACGGUCCCCGCAACUCCUCAUCAGCCUCACGGCCUCGCCGAGCUGUUUCUGAGUCUGAUUCAGACAGGAGUGCCUCUCCGCCACCCAGACGAGAGAGUCCCAAACCUGAUCCUCACUCCAGAUACAAGGUGCUACCUGACUUUCCACCACCUGGCUUGAAGUCAUCUUCCCUGAGCCGCUCCCAGGAUCUCCUCAACCGCGGCCCAUCCCCAUACAGACCCCCACCACGAGACGAGUCUGAGUCAGACUCAGACCAGAGCUCCGGACCCCCACUCAGACAGGCUACCCCCUCCAACCUGGACUCGCGCAACAGAUACAGGGCCACUCCCGUGGUAGCAGCAGUACCAGUGGUCGAGCCUCCGAAGUGGUCGAAACCCUCCACACCCAUCAAGACAGUUCCCUCAGAGUCCGAAUCAGAUGGAAGCUACCCCUCUGUUCCCAGACCAGAGCAAUCAGCUGUACAAGAGGCUGUUCCUGCGACGCGAGUGCCCUCAGUCAGAAGCCGACCAGAGCUUUACCACAGAGCGCCCUCUCCUGUCAGACCCCCAUCUGGAGACUCCUCAGUGUCUGAGAGAGCACCUUCUCCCCCCAGGAGAUCCGGCAGCACAGAUCAUGACAGUGAUCACAGCUUUCCACAAGCAAACGCCACUCUGCGUUCUAAUAUAUCCCAAACCAGUCACUCCAGGAUGAAUGGUAAGCCAGCAGAGGAGCCGCUUUACUCCCUCCCUCCAGAUGCAGUCCCAACUCCUAACAUAGGGUACAGCUCUGACCAGAACUCGGUGGGCUUUGUUAAGGAGGGGAGCGUGGGUCUGCGGCUGGUUGGGGGUAAUGAUGUAGGGAUUUUUGUAGGAGGAGUCCAGCCUAACAGCCCAGCCCAGAGGCAGGGCAUGAAAGAGGGGGAUCAGAUUCUACAGGUUAAUGGGGUAGACUUUGGUCACUUCACCAGAGAAGAGGCUGCCAUGUUCCUUAUGAAUAUUCGUGCUGGGGAACGCAUAGACAUCCUUACUCAGAAUAAAAUGGACAUUUAUAAGAAGAUAAUGAAGUCCAGCCUGGGUGAUUCCUUUUACAUCCGCACACACUUUGACCACGAGGCAGACAGCACCCAUGGAUUGAGCUUCACUCGGGGAGAGGUGUUCCGCGUGUUGGACACCAUGCACCGCGGCAAACUGGGCACAUGGUUGGCCAUUCGCAUGGGAAAUGACCUCCACGAGCAGGACAAAGGCACCAUCCCCAACCAGACCAGGGCUGAAAGUCUUGCCAGUGUGGAGCAGGCUCAGAGGAUCCAGGGAGCAGAGAGACAAGCCUCAGGCCCCAGAGCAGAGUUUUGGAAAUUACGGGGUCUCAGAGGGGCAAAGAAGAAUGUCCGAAGGACACGUGAUGACCUUCUUCAGCUGACAAUCCAGGGCAAAUUUCCAGCAUAUGAGAAGGUCCUGCUGAGAGAGGCCAGCUUUAAACGUCCUAUUGUCAUCAUGGGGCCACUGAAUGAUAUUGCUAAUGAGAAGCUGGCUAGCGAAAUGCCUGAUGAUUACGAGAUUGCAGAAAUGGUUGCCAGGAGUGGUGGAGAUAGCUCAUCCUCCGUCAUUAAGCUGGACACAGUGAGAAAGAUAGCAGAACAGGACAAGCACCCUCUGCUGGACAUCACACCCACUGCAGUGGAGAGGCUCAGUUAUAUUCAGUAUCACCCAAUCGUGCUGUUCUUGGACCCACACAGUCGCAAAGAUGUGAAAACUAUGAGACAGAGAUAUUCUCCCCACUCCAACAAAAGCUCCCGCAAACUCUACGCACAAGCCUUGAAGCUGAGGAAACACUACAGCCACCUUUUUGCUGGACGUAUUGAUCUGCAGCCAACUUCAAAUGUGUGGUAUGAAAUUCUCAAGAAGAUUCGCCAACAGCAGUCUAAGCCUGUCUGGGUCUCAGAAGUGACGCUGGAGGGUGGUGGUGAUGAGGAACUGGACGCACUCAGCCGCUCCAACAACACCGAUUACCUCAGCGGAGCCAGUGACUACGAGGACACCGAUGGUGAGGCCUAUACAGACGGCGAGGCCUACACAGAUAAUGAGGACCUGGAGGAGCCUGUGUCCAGCCAGCCAGGCACCAUCGCACGCCGAGGUACAGCACUGGCCCGCUCCUCUGAACCAGCUGCCAGACAGACCCCCAGCCCCGAGCCAGCACCGGAGGAGGAGCCUGAAUAUGCCCUGCCACCCAUCCUGCACGUCCCAGAGCCACGAUCCCUGCGCCGCUCUGCACACAACCCCCCGCAGAUGGAAGAGGCACCAUCACCAACCCAGCGCAGCUUCUCUGACUCAGACUUCAGUGCAGACCUUCCUCCACCCACCACCCCCUCUGAGGGGCCGCCGGACUUCAGGGCCCCGGAUCCCACCGAAUUCCCCCCAGAGAGCCCACCACCGGUCACACUCUCUACCAUAGAGAACAAACUACAACAGGCUCGCAUGGCAGAGCCAGAAGAAAAGCCUGUCCCCUCCUACGUUGUGUUGGCACAUCAUGAAGCAAUGCUGAUGCGAAGAACCCAGAUCAGGGGCAGCGACAGUUCAGAGAACGACGAUGAUGAUGACUACAAUGACGAAGAUGAAAACGAUGACACGGAAUGGGGUCCUGCCACAGAGCUCUAAUUCACACACACUGCUACUUUUGUGACUUGCGUGGCCACAUUGGCCAUCAUAUGUAAAUUUUUAUUUUUAUUAUAUGUUUUUGUGGACCUACUCUGAGCGCUCCAGACCCUGGACUGCAUCUGAGGACUGCAGUGGGGAUCUUUUCAUUUGACGCUUUCACGACACUCUUGGACAUAUUUUCAUGAUGAAAUGUUGCCCAGGAGAGCUUGGACAUAUUUUAUCGACUGUAUUAAAUCCCUAUGUGUAUUAUAAACAUGGACUGUUUUAGAAUAAAUACGUUUAACACAAAAA